This is a messenger RNA of Telopea speciosissima, 874 nucleotides long. Its product is annotated as DNA repair RAD52-like protein 1, mitochondrial. The record is from RefSeq and is a predicted model, not a curated record. Gene Ontology annotation, molecular function: DNA binding. The coding region runs from base 76 to 660 and encodes 194 amino acids. The transcript is spliced from 4 exons. NCBI's taxonomy places the organism in Eukaryota, Viridiplantae, Streptophyta, Magnoliopsida, Proteales, Proteaceae. Gene Ontology annotation, biological process: double-strand break repair via homologous recombination.
UUUUUCUUUCCCUCGCGCUUUAAACCCAAGAGAGGGAGAAACCGACAUUCCGAUAGCGAGGGAGAGAAACAUUUGAUGGCGUCGUUUCUCACGAGAUCGUUGAUCAGAGCGUCGAAUCGUCGUUCUUUAACUUAUUCUUCUGCUCUGAAGUUGUCACAGUGGGGUUCUUCUCGCUUUUAUGCGAAGGUUCCUUCUUCAGCUAAAGAGAAGGAGAAAGAGGAGAGGGUAGUAGUUCCGGAUGUAGAACCAGAAGUCUCAGAUGUACUAACUUCUGGAAUUAGCCGUCCAUUGUCGGAAAUACUCAGAGAACUCAAUAAACGAGUUCCCGAUUCUCUCAUCAGAGUCCGAACGGAAGACGGGUUCGCCGUUAAGUACGUUCCCUGGCAUGUUGUGAAUCGGAUUAUGAACUUACAUGCUCCAGAAUGGUCUGGCGAGGUUCGGAGCAUCACCUAUUCUGCUGAUGGCAAGUCUGUCUCUGUCGUUUAUCGUGUAACUCUCUAUGGGACUGAUGCAGAGAUUUAUAGGGAAUCUACUGGGACUGCCUCUGUUGACGAUACAAGUUAUGGAGACCCUGUUCAAAAGGCAGAAGGAAUGGCAUUUCGUCGAGCUUGUGCACGUUUAGGGCUUGGGCUUCAUCUCUAUCAUGAAGAAUUGUCAUAGGAUGGAACAUUCUUCUUUAAAUGGUGUGCAGUUACGUUUUUGUUCUUUGGAUCCUUAUAAAUGCCAGAUUGUUUAUGAGGAAUCAAGAGGCUGCUGUUGAUGUCUUCCUUUGCUGGAUAGAAUUACAUGUAAAUGAGCUUGAAACAUCAAUGCUUGUAUUCAUGUUUGUAGCAGCACAUGUAUCUGUUAGUACUGGAGAAAUUUGUGUACCUUA